This is a messenger RNA of Caenorhabditis elegans, 1771 nucleotides long. It is a transcript of the gene clec-175, whose product is annotated as C-type lectin domain-containing protein. The coding region runs from base 11 to 1720 and encodes 569 amino acids. Lineage: Eukaryota; Metazoa; Nematoda; Chromadorea; Rhabditida; Rhabditidae. The record is from RefSeq and is marked reviewed. Gene Ontology annotation, molecular function: carbohydrate binding. The transcript is spliced from 6 exons.
AAAAAUCUCAAUGAGACUGCUUUUGGUUUUCUUUCUUGUUGUUGGCUAUGUAUUGGGACAAAAUUCAAACCAACCAAUAACUUCAAACGGGACACCGCUCGACUUUGGCCUCAAGAAAGCUUGCGAAGAUGUUGGUGGAAUAUUCAAGCAAAGGGAAAAUGCUAAUGCAAUCAUCGGCGACAUUUGCACAAUUACAUUCCGAGUGUUGACCGAAACUGAUGACGAUGCAAAUGAGUUUUGUCGAUUGUACGCGCCAUGGAGAUUAAGGAGUGCUAUACGAAAUGAGGAUGGUGGUAUUCCGCAGACAAUUUGUGAAGUUGAAGCCACAAUGGCAUGUGAUGAUGGAUGGAUUCAAAUGUUUGGUUACUGUUUCCGACACCCUUACAAAAACAAAAUAUUUACUCAAGCUGAAGCGAUAAAGGUCUGCUCAAACCUGGACGGUCACACUGGAGAAAUCGCAUUUCUCCAUCAUCGUUACAUCGUCGGAGUUUGGAAGAACUAUUUCCGCGGAAUUGAUCAAAUAUGGGUGAAUGGUUCAGAAACAUGGAACCAAUAUGUUCAGUCAACUGGAGCUGUCGAUGGAGAUGCACUUGCUCUUGCACUUACAGGUCAUACGGUUGUCUUUUCCGUGUUCCCCAACUCGCUGAUUCGAAUCGAUCCGAUUAUUCGACUAGGUAUUUUGUGCCAGUAUAAACCUGAGAGGACGCUGGCUGAAAUCGCGUAUCUUGGACGAAGAUAUUCCGAAAUUUAUCAUCAAUCUAUUUUUUUGGAAGAUGGAGUUCUGAUUCGAUCGGCUUCUCAUUACACCAGGAGCAAGACGAACGCGGAGAUUUGUCAGAAAACACUGCGGCCAUUCUUUGUCGACGAUGUAGAGCCAUUCAUUCCAAACGAUGAUAUAAUGAGCGCCCUGUCAGAUCAAUACACGGAGCCCUGGGCGAUUUCUAAUUCCGGAGCACACUUUACAAUGGAUGUAUCCAAAAGGAAAUCUUCAGAUGUUUGUCUGAAAAGCACUCAUAAGUAUUCAGUUGCCUACCCGGAUCCAAAGAUGCCACCAUUUGUACUUCCCGUAGAGACAUCAGUUGGAUGUGAUAAUAUGAAUUCGGUGGCGAUUGUACAUUCUGAGAUAGACACUGAAUUCCGACCAAUGUCAGAUUCUCAGUCAGUACCGGUUUGGUGUAAAUUUGGAAGGAAGAUGAAUUACUUUGUUGAUCUACCAAAGGGCUAUACUCACUACGAGAGAGCUAACGGAAUGCAUGUUGGACAUAAAGUUGUUUCAAUGAUACUUCCAUUUGAUAAAGCAAUGAAGUAUUGUCAAGAUGACGGUGGUGCACAAUUGGGCGGAUUCAAUGAUAAAGCCGAGUUUGAAGCGAUUGAUAAGCUGAUUUCUAAGAAAGUACAUCAUUGGAUUGGAAAUAGACGACGCCCAGAUUGCCCAGGUUUUUAUUUCCACAGCGACCCAAACCACCAAUGCGGUCAUAAUAAAAUUCACGAAUGGCUCAACAACGUUGCAACUGAAGACAUCCCAAUUGAACUAUGGGGCUUCAAACAACCGGAUCAUGCUUGGAAACCUCAAGGUCGUCAGGAAUGUGGAUCUAUUGCAUAUGGAAUGCCGGGUUCUAAUGGAGAACCAAAACUCGACGAUGGAAGCUGUGAAGUAAAAAUGCCAUUCAUAUGCACUGCAAAAGGUGUUUUGAAAGCGACCACUGCGAGUAGACUUUGAACUUUUCUUCCAAUUUAAUGUAAUGUACUUGAUAAAGCUAUUUUCUUUAUU